Ophidiomyces ophidiicola is the source of this 1113-nucleotide messenger RNA. It is a transcript of the gene HGH1, whose product is annotated as Protein hgh1. Lineage: Eukaryota; Fungi; Ascomycota; Eurotiomycetes; Onygenales; Onygenaceae. The coding region runs from base 1 to 1113 and encodes 370 amino acids. The transcript is spliced from 5 exons. The record is from RefSeq and is a predicted model, not a curated record.
AUGCCGACUGAGUUAGAGGAGCUCGUUGAGUUCCUCCACCAUGGAAACACGCAAAUAAGACAGAUAGCUUGCGAACACCUCGUCGGCUACUCUAUAUCCCAACCUUCCCUAUUUAAACAGCAACAGCUCCUACCAAUUCGUGAUCUUAAGCUACUUGCGAGGGAUUACUCUCCCAUUGCGAAAAAUGCACUCACCAUGCUGGUCAACCUUUCGGGGGAUGAUGAAAUUUUAAAGCAGCUUGCUGAAGAUGACGCAUUUCUAGAAACAAUAUUAGCGAAAGUGACCAAUGCAAAGGAACCGAAUGCGAACGAACUCACAAUGCUUCUUGCCAAUAUGGCUAAAUCGGAUAGCUUAAAACGAAUAAUCAGCCUCACGCGAACUGUGCCUACUGGGGUCUCAAACUCUUCGAAGGCGAUGGAUCAGUUGAUGGACUGUUUUGUCAACGGCAAUGAAGGCGGCCUCAACAAGUCGAGCGAAACAAACUACGACUAUCUCGCUUACUUUUUUGCUGAUAUCUCGAAAUAUGAAGAAGGCCGUGCAUAUUUCGUGACGCAGCAAGAAUAUGAUUCGGUAAUUCCUAUCACGAAGCUUACUGUGUUCACAGAACAUCACAGCAACAUUCGAAGAAAAGGAGUCGCUUCGACAAUCAAAAAUGUUGCAUUUGAAAUACCUGCGCAUUCAGACUUAUUAUCGGAGUCGCGAAUCAACUUGCUUCCUUAUAUUCUACUCCCUAUCGCUGGCCCAGAGGAAUUUGAUGAUGAUGAGAGUGCCUCCAUGCUUCCUGAUUUACAACUGCUGCCACCGGAUAAGCAGCGGGAUAGCGAUAAUGAAAUUCUCGUUACCCUUCUAGAAACCCUCUUGCUGCUAACUACGACGUUAGAAGGGCGAAAGAAAAUGAGGGAUGUUCAGGUCUACCCAUUGAUCCGUGAAUGCCACCUACAUGUCGAGGAUGAAGAUGUCAGAGAAGGGUGUGACCGCCUAGUGCAAGUACUCAUGCGUGAUGAAGAGGGCGAAGGUGGAAAAGAUGCUGAGGCAAUGGAGAAGACCAAGUCACAAAUUUUGGAGGAAGGACCUCGCGAGGAUGAGGAGAGCAAAAUUGUGGAGAUUUUUUGA